Lactuca virosa is the source of this 1358-nucleotide messenger RNA. The record is from the annotation of a GenBank genome assembly. NCBI's taxonomy places the organism in Eukaryota, Viridiplantae, Streptophyta, Magnoliopsida, Asterales, Asteraceae.
CCAAAUCCGAAGCCCACACACUACAAAAAAACACACUCAGAAAAAGAGGGGUGUAUGGUGCGUGGAAUCGGCGGUUUUGCACAUAUCUCGACACCACUUCUGUUCGUCUUCUUCGCAUUUCCAAUUUAUAUGUUUUGUACCUUUCCUUCUGUAUCAAUCCAUCCCAACGGCUAGUUCCGACUGUAAACUUUGUACCCGAGGAUCGUGAAGUAGUUUAGUGAUUUGUUUUGCAUCUGAUUUCGGUUGCCAAUUGUGUAGUAGUGAUUUUGUUUUGCGUUUGAUUUCGUCUGCGUUCAAUGGAGCACCAAAAGAAUCACAAUGAUGAAAUGUGGGACUGGAAAUGCGAAGAAUACGGUUUGCAACUAGAUGUACCUAAUGGACUCUGGAACAAUGUAAGUGAGAAUGAUGAAGAUCUUUCAUAUGUGUUUGAUGAAACAACCCCAGUGAAGUCCUGUGGUGAUUUAGCCUAUCAAGUUACUGAAAAUGGAACUGUAAACAAAGGAGUGGAGUAUUGUAGGGAAGCUUCUUCCCAAGCAAAGAGACGCCGAAUGCUGCAUUUUGAUGAUGAAGUUUUGGAUUCAGAUGUUCUUCCACUUUGUGAUGAGGAUUUCUCAUCCAACUUUUUGAAGUCUAAGGAGAGGGAAGACUCAUUGGAUGAUGCCUUUUCUGAUAUGGCGCAAUGGGUGUCUGGAUUUGCAGAUGAUAUGUCUGCAUCUGCAUCUGGUUAUGAUGGUUUGGAACAGUCUUCAGAUGGAUGGCUGGCUGAUUGUCUAGUAACUGACUCUAUGACUUUAUCUGGGACCUCAAAUAUCCAGAUGAAUCUUACAGAUUCGGAUAAUUCACAACCCGAGAUUGGAAGUAAUAAUAUGGUUCAAGAACGCACUCCUACUCGUCACAAUGUCAUUUUCAAAGGGAAAAAGUCAUUGAUUAAGACACCUACACAGAUGAAUUCAUCGGUUGUUCUUCCAUUUGCAUUUGUAAAACCAUGUGGAGGUGUUGAAGGAGCAGUUACUCUUAAAGACAUAAACCAAAAGAUCUUGACUCCACCACCAUCAAAAUCCAAGAAAUCUUAUGAAGAAGAUCAUGUAAUAUCAUAUCCUACUUCUGCUUUCUCAGGGAAACCCAUUGUUGGAAAAACUAAAAUCCGCACUGAAGGUGGGAAAGGAAGCAUUACAAUUAUGAGAACAAAAGGAUGAUGAUUGUUGGAUAAGGAUAAAUAACUUCCGUUUUAUGUUUUUUGUAGAGAGAGCUUAAAUUAAUUAAUUAAACAAAAAAAGAAAGAAAGAAAGAAAGAAAGAAAGAUGAUUUGUCAUCUAUUAAGGUGCUUUAGGUGGUGGAUUCCUGAAUUGAGUGGAAUC